Ectocarpus sp. CCAP 1310/34 is the source of this 1626-nucleotide messenger RNA. The record is from the annotation of a GenBank genome assembly. Lineage: Eukaryota; Phaeophyceae; Ectocarpales; Ectocarpaceae.
UCGGGGGUGCGGGGCCACCCCCCUCGGGACAGGUGUUGGCUCAAUUGAGGACGACUGUGCGCCCGGCUGCCGUUGUUGUUUUUGUGGCCACUUGCCCCCAAGUUCGCGGUAGGGAAAACUUUCCCCUCUUGCCUGGGUGCACGCCGGGGAUUGGCAUGGUGCGUCCUAUACAAGCGUGUGCACGGAUCACGAGCAAGGUGGACGUGACCUACCUCAACUUCUUCCUUAAGGAGUUCAACGCGUUUGUCCCGCUGACGACGCAAGGCAUCUUGAGGGACGCUCUUAACCCGGUGCCGGAGGCCCUGACGGAGCGAUCAUUCCACGGAGACGAGGAGUUUAACGCUCGGGUGGCCGUGAUCCAAGGCUGCAUCACUAUCGGCGCGUUGCUCAAGGGGCACACACAGGUGGCAGUAUACCUGCGUAACGUGCGGGAGGCACUGACCAACUCCUUCGACUUCGUCAGCUCCGAGACGAUGAGCGCCUACAUGGUGACGGCCUACUGCCACGAUCUCAUGGGAAACGCGGCGGCUACACGCAACUACAUGGAGUUCGCGAAGGCGGUGGCGACGCAACUUCCGCAGGUGACGGUGGACCACGAGCUGGUGUUUCAGUUCUACCGCGUGUGCUCGGAGGUGCACAACUGCACCCUGUCGGCUACACCCAAGCUCCUCCAGCACGCGGGCGCGGCGGCUCCUUGCUACCAGGUGCUCAACGUGCUGACAUACGCCUUGUACGACCUGGCCCAUCUUGCCGCGGAGAAACUCACCAACACCAUUUCCAAGGCGCAGGCGAAUUUGGUGAUGGCGGAGUUGAACUCCCUCUUGCCGAUCCUGACACGUGCUGACGGCAUGAGCCAGGACAACUCGUCCUCGUUCGGAGCUCUCGGCGUCGUGCUCGUGAAGGGGGUGCUGGCCUACAUCUUGCUACGUUUGGGUAGGAGCCAAGACGGGCUGGAGGUACUGGAGCCGGUGGUGGGCAUCCUGGCGGAAAACCCGGGGCUCCUGCGGCAGGUCAUGUGCUGGCAUUUGUCGCACUGCAUUCUGGUGAUCUUCCUGGAGCAUGGGUGGUUCAACGAGUACGAAAUCACGCGAAACAUUUACAACAGCCUUCUGGAGCCCGAACAAGGGGGGGGGCACUUCGCGGUGUGGGGUCGAGGCCAUUUCCAGGAUGCGACCCCGUUCCCUCCGGUGGACAGCCUCCACUCCCAGGGAAACUCCUUUUUGUGUUCCAACCCCAUCUGCAAGGCCAUCAACAGAGAUCUCAGCGAGGGAGUCGAGGCAACCGUCGCCGCACAGGUUUGGACCGUUUUGCAGCGGCAUCAAGCGCCGCUGGGCCGCAGCCGGUGAUCAACAUGGUCACCGGGGAAGGCUUCCUCAACUUUGACUCGGAGGCCGGGGUUAACGUUUCGAACGCCUCCCCCAAGCCGUCCCUGCCGGGCUUUGGCUCCAGCUCCAGCUCCGGUACGGGGACGAGCCAAGCGUCGCAGGGAUCACCACAACCGCCCGCGUCGAUGUCUUCGUCGUUUUCAGUCGCGCAGCAGCAUCCUCAAGCGAUGUUGAUAACUCCCGCCGCCGCCACGACUCCCGCCGCCCUACACAAGGGGGCUGUUCCGACGAGAGCGGCGAU